Antrostomus carolinensis (chuck-will's-widow) is the source of this 784-nucleotide messenger RNA. RefSeq names its product claudin 12 (gene CLDN12). Bases 1 to 738 code for a protein of 245 amino acids. Lineage: Eukaryota; Metazoa; Chordata; Aves; Caprimulgiformes; Caprimulgidae. Gene Ontology annotation, cellular component: plasma membrane. The record is from RefSeq and is a predicted model, not a curated record. The transcript has a single exon.
AUGGGCUGCCGGGAUGUUCACGCAGCAACAGUACUGGCCUUCCUCAGUGGAACAGCCUCAGUAGCUGGGCUCCUUGCAGCAGUUCUGCUUCCAAACUGGAGGCAAAUGAGACUGUACACAUUCAACAAGAAUGAGAGGAAUGUGACCAUUUACACUGGACUCUGGAUUAAGUGCGCUCGCUUCGAUGGGAGCAGAGACUGUGUGAUAUAUGACCCGCAGUGGUACACUGCUGUCGAUCAGCUGGAUUUGCGUGUUCUUCAGUUUGCCCUCCCGCUGAGUAUGUUCACUGCAGUCUCAGCUCUGUUUCUCUGCUUGAUUGGCAUGUGCAACACAGCCUUUGUAUCAAGUGUGCCAAACGUCAAGUUGGCCAAAUGCCUUGUGAACAGCGCUGGCUGCCAUCUCGUGGCUGGGCUCUUGUUCCUGCUUGCGUGUGCCAUUUGUCUCACUCCGUCAGUCUGGGUCAUUUUUUAUAACAAUUAUCUGAACAGAAAAUACGAGCCUGUCUUUAGCUUUGACAUCUCUGUAUUUAUUGCCAUUGCCAGUGCAGGUGGCCUGUUUUUCACUUCUGUUCUGCUGUUUCUGUGGUACUGCGCAUGUAAAAGCCUGCCUUCUCCUUUCUGGCAGCCCCUCUAUUCCCAUGCCCCCAGCAUGCACAGCUACGCCUCUCAGCCCUAUUCUGCACGCUCGCGCCUCUCUGCCAUAGAAAUUGACAUUCCUGUUGUGACACAUGCAUCUUAGGAGGACAAAAUCUUGGAAGCUGAGUUCUUGUGCUCAUUUAAACUGU